AUGCUGCCGUCGAAAUCCUCCCUCGCAGCCCUGCUGCUGGCUGCCGGCACCGCCCAGGCUCAGUACCUCAUCAACGAAUUGAGCUUCGGCUACGAUGGAAAAAUGAGCCCGAACAACGACGGCAAGAUUCCCAACUUUUACACGCAAGGAUCACCAAACCCUCCCGAGAUUCUCUCUAAUCGAGUGGUUCUUACUCCCGUGGCUCCGGGAAACCAACGUAGCGCGAUAUGGGCUGAGAACCCCAUGAACUACGAUACCUGGGUGGCUGACGUCGACUUCCGAUCGAGCGGUCCCGAGAGGGGUGGCGGUAACCUCAAUAUCUGGCUAGCGAACCGCGGGCCCAGCGACAUCGCUCAGAGCAGCGUCUAUACCGUCCAGCGUUUCGAAGGUCUUGCCGUUGUCAUUGAUAACUAUGGCGGCACCGGCGGCAUGCUCCGUGCCUUCCUCAACGACGGAAGCAUCGACUUUACUACCAAGACAGUGCUUGACAGUCUCGUCUUUGGCCAGUGCUACUACUCAUACCGCAACCUUGGCCGCCCCUCUCAGAUCAAGAUGCGACAGGAGCCGGAUACAGAUCCCUUCGGGCUACAAGUGGGGUAUCACGGCCGCCUCCCCGACAACCCAGACUCUUUUGAGAUUUUCAAGAUGGUGGUCAUGUCUGACAAGAUGGGCAAUGCCGGAAACGCGGCCUCUUCCGACUCCAAGCCCAAGCCCAAGUCGCCGCCCAAGAAGGCGCCCGUCAAGAAGGCCCCUCCCAAGAAGAAGGCUGUCGAGAAGAAGGAGGAAGAGGCCGCCGACGAUGCCGAUCCCGCCAAUUUCUUCCAGCGCGAUGGCGAAGAUAGCGGUAGCGACGACGGCCUGAUCCCGGAUGACCCUCUAGAUGCCGCGGCUGACGUCGACAUCCUCCAAAUUUCGCGCUCGCAGUUUCAGGAUGUGAAUGAGCGCGUGCAGAGCCUGGGACGCCACAUCACCACCAUGUACCGCACGCUCACUAAACAGACCCAAACCGGCGACGACCGCCACGCCGAGAUUGCCCGACUCAUCGGAGAUCUCCGCAGUGAGAUGCGCCGCCUCGAGGGUAUCGAUGAGUUGCAGAAGAAGAUUGGCGUCCUCGAGCGGGAUGUCAAGGCUCUCCGUGGUGACCUCACCAACAAGUUCCGUGCGACCGAGAGCAACUUCAAGUCCACUCUUGCCGACCACCACGACAACAUUGUCUCGGCCCACCCCAAGCUCUGGAAGAUUAUCGGCAUCUUCAUCGUCUGCCAGACUAUCGUCACUGGCAUGUAUAUCGCCUACAAGAAGAAGCAGCGAAACAGCGUGAAGAAGUACAUAUAA
This is a messenger RNA of Parascedosporium putredinis, 1335 nucleotides long. Lineage: Eukaryota; Fungi; Ascomycota; Sordariomycetes; Microascales; Microascaceae. The record is from the annotation of a GenBank genome assembly.